AUGGGUGCAGCUUGUGGAGCACCGUGUACAGACAACUUGGACGCAUUCAAUCGUGCCUGCAUCGAGCAAGUCCAAUACUCGAGGCAGCUGCGCAACACAGAGCAGGAAAUGGUCUUCACCCACAGACUUGAGGACUCCUUGAAGCGAUCUAUGCGGGCGCGUCGCUGGAUCUCAGACGAUGGAACCGGUGAAGAGUUGGACAGGCUUUCGCGAGAGCUGUUCCUGUUGCAAGACUUGGAUGGUGACGGACUACUCGGGGAAGAUGAGCUUGUGCAGAUCAAUCUGACCAUUGCUGUACUUCACCAUGGUGACGGUGCAGAUCUGGUUAAAGUGGAGGAUGCAUACAGAGCCAUGUUCCGCGAGAAGCUCAAUCCAGACGGACACGCCAUCCAGUUUGGCUGCUUUCGGAAGCAUCUGCGUGGUGUGCUGAACAGUCUUGACGCAGACGUGCUUGCACAGAAGAUGAUCCUGGAACAGUUCGUUGCUGAAGCAGCAGUUGCCAGAGAAGUUCGAUCGCAAGAGCUGGAGGCCCUUCAUCAGUCUGGAUUGACAUUCAUGUGCUAG
This is a messenger RNA of Symbiodinium sp. CCMP2592, 564 nucleotides long. The record is from the annotation of a GenBank genome assembly. Lineage: Eukaryota; Dinophyceae; Suessiales; Symbiodiniaceae.